UCAAUACCUGUCCUUAAAAAAGUGUUUCGCGGAGAGCAUUGUCCUACUAACCUUCAGGUCGGGUGAUAAAUGCUUGAUAAAGAAUUGCAUAAUCUAAAAUCAAGUUCACCAUCAAUUUGAUCAACACCAGACUUGAGAAUUUCGUUUAUUAAUGAGGGCGCAUAUUUAUGUGUAACCUUUCGAGCAGCUGACGUGAUUGUUUCAUAAAAUCAAGUUCCAACUUUUACUUAAAAAUAAUUAGAGAAUCCUGAUUUUGUGUGCAUGGAGUCAUGAAAUUACCUCUAAAAUUAAAAAUUUCUGAAAAACCCUUAGGAAUCAUAGUUGUGGGCAAAACUAAAGCUUAGACUGAUUCUUCCCUUUCAAAUGGGUCACUGCGAGUCGCAUGAAGUCAGCAAAACAGACCUCAAAAUACAUACGAAUGCCAUCCUGUAGAGAUUUAAGAAUCCAAACGCGCACUUCCUCCCCAAACUCUGACGCAUAUAUACAGAUAGAUUGCCAAACUCGGAAGGACCAAAGAACAAAAUGUAUACUUUCACGCAAGCAAGUAGGUUUCCCUAUUUUCUGUUUAUACUUGUGAAGUUGGAUUUCAUCACUGGAAGUAGUGAUGAAGCGCCUGAGUGCCCUGCGAACAUGAGUGAGAUUCUGAAAGCAGAACAAGUUGUACCGGAAGUAAUUGAUAACGUUCCAAAACACCAUAUUAAUAUAGCCUACAGUCUUCACUGCUUCGUAAAUUUUGGGAAUGUAUUGAGACCCGAGAAGGUUGCCAGGCCAGUAUACGUGAUGGAGUGGUUUUGCACUCAAUAUCAAUAUUUCACACUCCUAUUGGUUGGACCGGAUGAGCCAACAAGGGACUCACCUACAGACCGAGAGUUUUUAUACUGGUUGGUCGUAAAUGUUCCUCUUAAUGCUGUCUAUUGUGGCGAUGACAUGGUAGAAUAUCUUCCCCCGGCUCCAAAAAAAGACACAGGUGUCCACAGAUAUGUUUACAUUAUGUUACAUCAACCUAAUGGCAAUAUGACAUUUGACGCACAUCGCAUCAAAAAUACGACACUAGCAGGGCGUGAAAAGUGGUCAUCGAAAGCAUUUAUGAAGAAGCACGGAUUCGAGGAGGCAUAUGCGGUCAACUUUUUUAAGAGUGAAUGGCAAGAUCCGCAAGCAUAAGAAAGAGCUCGCACGAAGUUUGAAAAAGGUUGAUAAAGCCCCUUAGUACAAAUCAAUGCUUUUUUAAUCAAGAAAGGCUGUUUAAGAUUG
Molecule: messenger RNA, 1251 nt
Organism: Bemisia tabaci
Lineage: Eukaryota; Metazoa; Arthropoda; Insecta; Hemiptera; Aleyrodidae
Product: protein D2
Source: RefSeq, a predicted model, not a curated record